Molecule: messenger RNA, 628 nt
Organism: Asparagus officinalis (garden asparagus)
Lineage: Eukaryota; Viridiplantae; Streptophyta; Magnoliopsida; Asparagales; Asparagaceae
Product: basic blue protein
Exons: 2
Coding region: 101-487 (128 amino acids)
Cellular component (GO): plasma membrane
Molecular function (GO): electron transfer activity
Source: RefSeq, a predicted model, not a curated record
CUUUGAGUCCACAACACUACACAAGAGCCAUCAACUCUCUACCUCAGUUUUAACUACUACUCAUUUAGGAAGAGUAUUGUUUGCUUAGAGCACCGAGAGAAUGAUGGCUAAGGGAAGAGGCAGUGCAAGCGCGGUCCAGAGUGCGGCACUACUGGUGAUUUUGUGCGUGGUAGGACAGUGCAUUGUUACUGAGGCCGCUACAUACGUUGUUGGAGGCAGCGGCGGAUGGACCUUCAACUCUGUUGGGUGGACUAGCGGCAAGAGGUUCAGGGCUGGGGAUGUACUCGUGUUCAAUUAUAGCCCGAGUGUUCACAACGUGGUGGCAGUAAGUGCUGCUGGCUACAAAAGCUGCACUGCCCCAAGGGGGGCUAGAGCUUUGACGAGUGGAAGAGACCGCAUCACACUGCGCAGGGGAACCAACUACUUCAUCUGCUCCUUUGCUGGCCAUUGCCAGGCUGGCAUGAAGAUUGCCGUCACUGCUGCUUGAAGAUAUUUAUGCAAUAGAGACUAAUUAAGGCUAAUAUUAUGCACGUUUGCAGUAUGUAUUAUGAGAGAGCUAUGCGUUGUGCGACUAGUAUUGAGCUUAAUCGUUAUCUUAUGAAUAAAGAUGAUAUGGUUUGACUAUUAA